This is a messenger RNA of Halichondria panicea, 4014 nucleotides long. Its product is annotated as myosin-10-like. The transcript is spliced from 25 exons. NCBI's taxonomy places the organism in Eukaryota, Metazoa, Porifera, Demospongiae, Suberitida, Halichondriidae. Bases 1142 to 3772 code for a protein of 876 amino acids. The record is from RefSeq and is a predicted model, not a curated record.
ACUAUACAGGAACAGAUCAUAAUAAUUAAUUAUUAUAGAAGAAGGUUCUCAAAUGAUGAUACAGAUGCAUCUACAUUCAUUGUUUUGUGGCGGGUAUUUAUGGAACUGGUGAUGGGACUCUCUAUCAACUCUGGUACACUCAUAACUCCAUUCUCGAUUUGGGACGUUUCAACUUUCACAUUCGAGUCAAAAUAAUGUGCACAGCUGAUGCAUCUAUACGUACUUCUCAAUGUCACAGUUUCCAUAAUUAUUAUUUUCAGAGGCGAAACUGUCACUUUACACGCCCAUCCGGAACAACAUUGAGGUAACUAUUUGCAGGUGCAAGACUUGUAGUUCACUCAGAGCGUUAUCCCCAGAACCAGAAGAAUGGUUAGCGUGCUUAGGCUCAGGAGACUUCAAGUUCUCUGUGGACCAAGAUUAAUUCUUUGGAUAUUACACGAAGAAGACUGAUACUGAAACACUUGUUGCAUCAAUUAAUCCACCAACAGAGUGUUCUGCUGGUCAGGUCAUGGAGUGAUGCUAUCUAUGGCCAACUUCCUGAAGUUUUUUGAUAGUUAAGCCUCAGUUGUCCAUGUUAGACAGCAAUCGAAAUGUCGUCCAAACAGUGCACUUGACAAAGGGAGCAUUUGUAGCAAACAUGUCAUUCCCAUGGGGAGAAUACACUUAUUUGCUAGAAGAAGUCGAUACGAGUGGUGUUAGGAUCUCAGACCUGGAGAGUAUGAGCUCGUUGCUAAUGGUGAUACAACUAUCGAAAUUGAUCGAUCUGAUACAUUUAAUUUUAGCCUCCUUCACUGGUGCAUGGCCUCCCCUGAAGAGAAGUGAUGAAGUGCGGCCUGGAAUCGAGGCUAAUUUAAUUUCAGCUUUUCCUGUUAGCAAUCUGAAUUCAUAUGCUUCAAAGUUUGAUUUUACUACUAUUUCCCCCAGAUUUAUUGCAACUUUGCAGAACAGAAGUGUAUCACUUUAUCCACAGGAGAGACUGUGAAUAUUGUUGUAGUAUCUUGGGUAUCGAGUUCCUCUGUUCAAAAGGGAUCGACUCACAUAAUUGAAUUCCAAGCAUUUAAUGGCUGUGUAUCUCUCAGAUACAAAAUUAAUUUGUGAUGAUUAAGGCUGCUGGGACUCCUCCUCCAGCAGAUGUCUGUGGAUGUCAGAAUGGUGGUACCUGUGUGGUGCAGACACGCCGUGGGUGGGAAUUCAAGAGGUGCUUGUGUAUAUCGGGAGAAAUUUUGUGAAACAGAGAGAGGCUGUGUUGAAGGAGGGUUACCUUGUCAAGGCUCCAGAUGUAUCUAAAUAUGUGCAUAAUUUUAAGAAGUGGCAGCGAAAAUGGUUCCAACUAAACACCAGCGGAGACCUAUACUUCUAUGACAACGAUAAGACGAGCAAGCCAACUGGUGUGAUCCACCUCCUGCAAUGCACUCGGUUAUUUGACGCCAAGUCACGAGGGCUACAGACCUCCUACUGCUGUGGGAUCGACACUGGGGAUCUGACAUUCUAUGUAAAGGCCGAGUCUGCUAAGAGUUAUAGAGAGUGGAUAAAGCCGAUGAGUGAGUUUGCGGAUGUGUGUGAGGUAGAUAUUGAAGCCCUUGAUGAGCGGAGGGGUACGUUGACCACUGGUGAGAGGCGUGGCACUUUGCCUGAUGAUGGUAGACGAGGGACACUCUCGGAGGAAGGGAGGCAUGGCACUCUACUGUCGGACAGAGACAGGGCUGAGAGUGUACAGAGCAGACAUUUGAGCAUCUCUGCUUUGACAAAGUUUCUGACCAAGGAGGGAUGGUUAGCGAAGACGGGAUCAAAUAACAAGGGGUGGAAGGAUCGCUACUUCAGGCUCAAAAAUGGAAAAUUGUACUAUUACAAAGACAGUAAGACUGACUCCUCUCUGAGUGAUAUAGAUCUCUUCAACAGCACCAGUAUCGAGAAUGCCCCAGGGAAAAAGGGACAUGGCAUUGACAUCCAUAUGCCAGGUCGAGUGUAUAACCUGUCAGCUGAGAACAAAGACGACUGUGAUGAUUGGACAGCAGUGCUCUCUCACACCCUGACACUCAUUGCAGACAUUCGGGAUCCCUCUACAUCCAGUGUCCCCCGUACUGGCAGCAACACUUCCAUUCAGUCAGCCACUAGCACCAGUGAUAGGGACACCGCCACCACUACCACUCCAGUCAGUGAGAGGAAAUAUGUGCAAGCAACAGGGGGCUCUAGUGGUAGGGAGGAGGACAAAGACAGUGUGGUACAGCUGCUAGAGGCAGAGGUGGAGGCGUUGCGAGACAAGCUAGCCAGUCUGCAGUCUGACCUCAAAGCAAACUCUGCACACAACAAACAGCUGCAACAGAAACUAUUGGAGGUCAAAAGGUCACACUCCUCUAGAGAAAAGGAGCUGUUGGAUGAGAAUGAGCAGUUGUCAGCACAGGUAUCUCGCCUGGAGAAGUCUAAACGAGAGCUAGAGACGGUCAAUGACAGUGUGCAGACACAACUAGAGGAGCAACUCGACAAAGUGCAGGAGUUGGAGGAAGAGUUGUUGGUGACCAGACAGGACCUGGAGGAUGCUCAGACCAACAAUGCUACAAUAGAGGAGGACCUCAGUGAAACACAGCAAAGGUUACAGGAGAUAGAGCAGGUAGCCCACGACCUGGAGGCUUCCCUGAGGAAGAAAGAGAGUGAACCGGCCACCCCCAUCUCAACCAGCUUCAAAGGGCUCCCCUCGCUAUUAGAGAACCCCCUGGGGGAUAAGGCCAGGGUAACAGUGGAGGAAGCUGCCCUAAGGCUGGAGGGAGAGUCUCAGCAGUCAUCCGAAUCAACGAAUGAGCUCAAACAAGAACUGUCUCAGCUCGCCAAAGACAAAGACGACCUCUUGGAGCAGGUGAAGAUCCUCCAAGCCAGUCUAGCACUUGCAGAGUCUAAGCAACCAGCCAUAAAUCAGGAAAAUGACUCCAGCAAGGUGCUCGAAGAGGAGAGGCUGAAAUGGCAGAUGGAAAUGGAGAACAUGCGGCGUGAAUUAAAUGAUGGUUUGAAUGGUGAGCGGGAGGUGUGGGUACUUGAGAAGAGGGGCCUCGAAAAUACGGUGGAUGAGCUACGAAAGAGGUUGGUGUCUCAAGACAGAGUAGCAGAGCUGGAGGGACAACUGUCACAGUCUCAAACCAGGGUCACUGAGCUUGAGAGUGAGGUUGAGAGUGGCAGGGAGAGACUGUCCCAGCUCCAAGUGCAAAAUAAGAAGGCAGUAACUGACCUGAUUGCAAUCAGGAAGACAAACAAGAGCAUGGAAAAGAGGAUGAGCGAGUCUGAGGACACUCGAGUUCCCAGCCCCAUGAACUCACUGGUGAGAGAGGACUCAUGCAAUUCUCCUGUGUGUGGUCCGGACACCCCAGAGGUGGUGGGCCGGGUAACUGAGCUGGAGCAACAACUUGAGCAACUAAAUACUACCCUCACUGAUGUCCAGAACGAAAGGGACAUACUUAUGACUAAAGUGGACAGACUCACGUCUGGCAUUCAGAGCACUCCAGACUUUGGGUUCAAAUUCAAGGCUGGAGCCUCAGUCGUUGGGAGUAACAUCACCAGCUCUGGCCACAGCGUCCCCUCUCUGUCUAAUGGUAGCACUCCUCAUUCAGACAAUGUCAGUGAGACCUCCAACCCAGAUGCCCCUCCCCCUAAGCCAAAGAGACCUCCUAAAGAUCUGAUCUCUAAGCUGACACAAAACAAGCAAGUAGAAGAAGUACCACUGGAGACAAAAAUCAGGACCCGAACGGCCAGCUUCCUCAAGUCCAUCAAAACGAUGAUGAUGUGAAGCCACUGAGGGCCUUUUAGGAAGAGGUAUUAAUUGUCUGAUUUUCUGUUGCUGUUGUUUGUACAGUGUGAUAAUUGUAUGUACUUUUACUUAAAGCUUGUAAUUAUUGAAACAACUGCUUCUUAUUCUCAACUUUUUUCGAAGCUUUUUCUUAACGCAUAGAAUUUUACUUUACAUUAUAAUUAUUUCAGGAAAAUCAGUUGAUCAGAACUUUUUGAAUAAUUAUUGUUUACAUUUCUAUG